Molecule: messenger RNA, 978 nt
Organism: Cotesia congregata
Lineage: Eukaryota; Metazoa; Arthropoda; Insecta; Hymenoptera; Braconidae
Source: the annotation of a GenBank genome assembly
AUGCUUAAAAUAAAACAGGAAAAAAUUCCUUUAACGAUGGAAGUUGACUGCCCGAUAAUCAGUCUUAAACGAUCUAGCAGUGCUCCUAUGAUUCAUGAAAUUAGUGCUACUGUGUCAGUUAGUUCAUCUACAACAUCUGUGCCACGAGAUGUUGCUUCUUCGUUAAAUCUUUUUCCCAACAUAUCAAGGACACGACGAUUUAGUACAAGUAGUUCUGUAAAUAUACCACGACUGACACCAAGAGUUAACCAAUUGAAACAAGAAGAAUGUAUUGAUGUUGCUGGUAGAGAAGCUGCACAUGAAAAAGAAAUCCACAGUGCAAUGCAAAUUUCCCAGUCAUGGGAGGAUUUAACUCUUGAUGCUGAAGGAUUGUCUGUUAAAGAUUCAGACUUAUCCAGCCAUCAACUUCAAAAUAUUGAGAAGCAAAUGAUAAAAAAAUUUGUUGAUCCUUUAAAUCUAAAUUUACCAGUUGUAAAUAACACUUCCUUUUGUUCUUCACCGUCACCUACUAGAUCUAGUCUAGGACAACGUCAAUGUUAUUCACCUGGACUCAGUACUGUUCAAUGGAAAAAUAAUCUUUCUCCAAGUCCUACGCGAAAAUCAUUUGCUAUGAGACGUAGUUUAAGUCCAAUAGCCUUAAGACCGAGUUGUUUGGGACCAGUUAAAAGAAAAUUUGAUCUUGAUAAUAAUUGUGUGGAUCGUCAACGCCCGAUCAAACGUACAUCUGCAUUAGUACUUUCAAAUUCAUCUCGAUCAGACGAAAUUUCAAAUAUAACUCCUGAAACUAUAGAUUUAGUAGAAUCAUCCGGAUCUUUUUCAAAUAUAAACGGAUCAGAUUUUUCCUUUCAUUCUGUUGAUGAGACUGUAUCUCAUCGCAAAGUUAUCAACGAAAAUCAACAAAUGUCCAUAAACGCUGAGCAAUCCAGAAUUACAAGAUCGAAACAAAUAGACCAAAUAAAUCAGAGUAAUUAUAGAUAA